AUGCUUGGGGCGUUAGGCCGUGUCCAGGACCUACUCACUAAGGAUGACAAAGAAGCCAACAGACCCAUGCCAAACAAAGGAGACCAUGGACUAGGAAAUGAGAAGUUCAAACCUGUGGUACCUUGGCCUCAUGUUGAAGGUGUGGAAGUGGACUUAGAAUCCAUUCGGAGGAAAAAUAAGGCCAAAAAUGAACUAAAUCAUCAUGGUGGUGGUGAUAACAAACAGCAAAACAUCAUCCAGAGGCAGUAUCUCACAUUUAAGCCUCAGACAUUUGUAUACCGAGAUCCUGUUUUACGACCUGGAGUCCUUGGUAAUUUUGAACCCAAAGAGCCUGAGCCUCACGGAGUUGUUGGUGGCCCUGGAGAGGAAGCGAAGCCAUAUGUUUUAGGACCAGAUUACAAAGAAUCCAUUCAAGCCAGCAUUAAAGAGUUUGGGUUUAAUAUGGUGGCAAGUGAUAUGAUCUCACUAGAUCGGAGCGUUAAUGACUUGCGUCAAGAAGAAUGCAAAUACUGGCAUUAUGAUGAUAACCUGCUCACCUCCAGCGUUGUCAUUGUCUUCCAUAAUGAAGGAUGGUCCACACUCAUGAGGACAGUCCACAGUGUCAUUAAGAGAACUCCAAGGAAAUACUUGGCAGAAAUCGUGCUGAUUGAUGAUUUUAGCAACAAAGCACACUUAAAAGAAAGGCUGGAUGAGUAUAUUAAGCAGUGGAACGGCCUUGUAAAGGUAUUUCGAAAUGAGAGGAGAGAAGGUUUAAUCCAAGCUAGGAGCAUUGGCGCCCAGAAGGCUAAACUUGGACAGGUUUUGGUUUACCUUGAUGCCCAUUGUGAGGUGGGAAUUAAUUGGUAUGCACCACUUAUAGCUCCUAUAUCUAAGGACAGAACCACAUGCACUGUGCCGCUUAUAGAUGUCAUAGAUGGCAACACUUAUAAGAUUGUGCCCCAAGGGGGUGGUGACGAAGAUGGGUUUGCUAGAGGAGCGUGGGAUUGGAGUAUGCUAUGGAAGAGGGUUCCCUUGACCAAGCGAGAGAAGGAAAGCAGAAAGACAAAAACUGAACCGUAUCGGUCCCCUGCAAUGGCUGGUGGAUUGUUUGCCAUUGAACGCGAUUUCUUCUUUGAACUGGGUCUCUAUGAUCCAGGGCUUCAAAUUUGGGGUGGUGAAAAUUUUGAAAUUUCUUACAAGAUCUGGCAGUGUGGGGGAAAACUGUUGUUUGUUCCCUGUUCUCGUGUUGGACACAUCUAUCGUCUGCAGGGUUGGCAAGGAAAUCCACCCCCUGUGUACGUUGGGUCUUCUCCUACAUUAAAGAACUAUGUCAGAGUUGUAGAAGUGUGGUGGGACGAAUACAAAGAUUACUUUUAUGCCAGUCGGCCAGAGACAAAAGCGCUGCCCUAUGGAGAUAUAUCUGAGCUGAAAAAAUUCCGUGAAGAUCACAACUGCAAAAGUUUUAAGUGGUUUAUGGAAGAAAUAGCGUAUGAUAUAACUUCAUAUUAUCCCUUACCACCUAAAAACGUGGACUGGGGAGAGAUUAGAGGCUUUGAAACCGCUUACUGCAUCGAUAGCAUGGGGCACACCAAUGGUGGCUUCGUUGAGCUUGGGCCAUGCCACAGAAUGGGAGGAAAUCAGCUUUUCCGAAUCAAUGAAGCUAAUCAACUCAUGCAGUACGAUCAGUGCUUAACUAAAGGACCGGAUGGAUCCAAAAUUAUGAUUACACACUGUAAUCAGAAUGAAUACAAGGACUGGCAAUACUUCAAGAAUCUGCACAGAUUUACUCACAUUCCAUCAGGGAAGUGCUUGGAUCGCUCCGAAGUCCUCCAUCAAGUUUUCAUUUCAGAGUGUGACUCCAGUAAAGCAACGCAAAAAUGGGAAAUGAACAACAUCCUUAGUGUGUAGACAGACAAAACCUACCUACUGACAACAUUAAUUUGUACAGGACUGAAAAUAGCCUGAAAACUGCUGCAAUUAUUAACUUUGUACAGCUGCGAGCCUCCUGGCUUGGAUGAAGGACAUAGAGGAACUGUGAUUAUUACAAUAACAUUAUCAUCCGCAGUUAAUGUUUACAAAACUGCUUUACCUUAAACUCUGUAGAUGUUUACAUCUUUUUGUUUUAAGAUGUUGGUCAAUUAAUGUGCUGUUAGCUAUGUUUCAUAGGAACAUAGUUAAAAGCGUUGUCGUCUUCUUUGGGAUUACACUCAGGGGUCUGAAGGCAGUUUUUUUACACACACUUGAAAAGGUUGGAGUAACCAGAUUUUCACAGAACUUGGUGAUUAUCAACCUGUUGUAUAUUUUUAUUUAAUUUUACAUCUUACUAAGCACUGCCACAGGUUAUUAGCCAGGGUGGCCUUCUCUCACAGUCAUGCUGCUUUUUUGGAAGGUGAAUUUCAACAUAUUUAGUGCCUCUUUCAUUUCUCUCUUUCACAAGAAAAGCAUUUGUUGGAAAUUAUACAGUGGAUUUUUCUGAGCUGUCACCAGGGGUAGGGACCAACCGUACUACCCUGUGUAAUUAUUGUGUUACCGAAGACAAAUUUCUAUUGCCAGUUCGGCUGCUCUACUUCAACUGGACACUGUACGGUGCAAGGAAGAGCUUAGUGUUGAGUUUAGUGCUAAUGUGGUACAUUUGGAUGGAAGUAAGCACCCUCGCGAUUCCAGUUAAGAAUUUAUAAGCACUAACUUGCUUGUUUAAACCAUGCCUUACAUAAAAAUAAUUUAAAAAAUAAAUAAAAUAAAGCUGCACAAUUAUGUAAAACUUAGAAAGAAUCCAAUGCUUCAUUUAUAUUGUUAUUUUAAAUGGAAAUCACUGAAGAGGUGGACUAAAACUUUUAAUUAGGAAAAAACAUCCAGCUUCUUAACACAUCUGUGUAAUUCUUUACAAGGACAUCUGUCAGCCAGUUUGGAUGCCAGAUUUAGAUUUGAAAAGAGAAAUGGAAAUCCUGAAACCACAUUUAUUCAUACUAAUUUUCUUCUUUUUUUUGUCAUUGGAAACUUCUCCUGAGGGAUUACAAACACAAAAUACAACUGCUUGGUGCUAUAGUGUACAGAAUAGAAUGCGAAGAAGUUUCUAAAAAUGUUCUGGAAAGGAGUUGGUGCAAACUCCCUUAGGAGUAUAAAUAUUUACUCUGAGUGAACAGAGAGGUGGAGGAGAAAUGACUUGUCCUCACUUCCUUAUUCUAGAUUUUGUGACUGUUAAAUGUUGACAUCAGUGUACUGAUUUCAUAAGAGUUAUGCCUAUAACAUGUCACACUAUUAAAUAUGACUAAAUACUUCCCUGAAAUCUAGAAUAGCAUUGCAUGCAGCUUCCAUUGAUGUUAACAAGGGUUAUGUAUCAUAUUUGGUGACACAGUUUGAUCUUUACAGGGCUGUCUGCACUGAUCUAUUAGUUUGGGAUCUUUCCUAGUUUCUAUAAACUUCUCAUCUAUCCUUUCAGAGCUAUGAAAAAUAGAAAAUAAAGGAGGGGGAAACUGGAAAAAAAAGGAAGAUAAGGGUGUGUGCCGGUACUUGUUCCUUGUGUGUAUGAAAACUGACUCCAUUUUUGUGUGUUGGGUAGAUUAAUUUAAUCAUACGACUAUGCAUAAGAGAAAGAAUGGUGGCACAUAAAUUGUGCGGGUGUGCAUUUUAAAUGGGUAUUUUGUGCAAUUCAUCGAAAGCUGAUGCUGUAUGUGAAUAUGAAUCUGUAUGUGAGACUGAAACCUUACAAAACAUGAGAUCGUAAGAAGCUGUUGCUGUAAUGACUUUUUCCUACUAUAGCUGGCUUGGAAAAAAAUAAUUCCCAUAUUCUUGCUUUGUAAGUUGAUGAUAAUAUCACUAUGCAUUUCUACAUAUUUUAUAAAUUUGAUUUAUGCAGAUUUUGAUACACUGUAUGUUUCUGUAGAAAUUGUAUAAAUCUUUAAAAAAUUUAUUAGGGAUAAAUCUGGGAAACCUAUGUAUAUCUUACUUAUGGGUUGCUGGUUUUUUAGGUGAAGUAAAUAAAAUAUUUGAAUUUUUGGGUUUACUAUA
Haliaeetus leucocephalus (bald eagle) is the source of this 3987-nucleotide messenger RNA. It is a transcript of the gene GALNT7, whose product is annotated as polypeptide N-acetylgalactosaminyltransferase 7. The record is from RefSeq and is a predicted model, not a curated record. Gene Ontology annotation, cellular component: Golgi apparatus. NCBI's taxonomy places the organism in Eukaryota, Metazoa, Chordata, Aves, Accipitriformes, Accipitridae. The transcript has 12 exons. The coding region runs from base 1 to 1887 and encodes 628 amino acids.